Colletotrichum orchidophilum is the source of this 1500-nucleotide messenger RNA. RefSeq lists its product as uncharacterized. Bases 1 to 1500 code for a protein of 499 amino acids. The transcript has a single exon. The record is from RefSeq and is a predicted model, not a curated record. NCBI's taxonomy places the organism in Eukaryota, Fungi, Ascomycota, Sordariomycetes, Glomerellales, Glomerellaceae.
AUGAUUAUGCACCUAAGCCCCGUCAGCUCCUUCAAGGUGCUUCGAGAUCGCAGGCAGGGAGCAUUUGAGGAACCGCAGAAAAUUGACGUUACCGACAGUGUGGACAAUGAGGCGGCUGGAGAAUUCAAAUUGCUGAUGCCGAAUCUUCUCGACUUACUUUGUCUGACAAGAAACAGUCUUGCAACGGAUGCGAGAGACAAGAUCUACGGUCUUUUAGCACUCACUGACGACCCUGUCGCUCAGUCCAUCGUUCCUGACUACUCCCUUGAUAAUACGCCAUCGAAGGUCUUCACCGAGGUUGCGACAGACAUGGUUGAGGCUGGAUACGCUGUUGACUUGCUGCACCAUGCCGGUAUCGAUCAAAGCAUCCCAAACCUUCCUUCCUGGGUGCCCGACUGGACGAUGCAGUCGCGUUCGACUCUAUCGGCCCAGCUAUACAACUGCAUGCCGGAUACAGCUCCUACUGUAUCAAUCUUGGCCUCAGAAGGAGCCCCGAAAUUAAGUAUCCGAGGAGCGAUCCUGGCCCGGGUCAAUUUCGUGGGUCCUUCGUGGAGAUACUACACCCAUGAUCAAUCCGCUCCCCCGUUCAACAGUUUUGAGAAUGCACCAGACAUCGAGAUUCCACCAUUCAAUGACGAAAAUUCUAGAAACUUCAUCCUCAGUUUCGCUAGCCAAGCAAUUCAGGACGACCUUCAAGAUCGAUACACCGACGAGGGCCUUGAAGACGCACUCGUGAGGACCCUGGCGAUGGACCGAUCUUGGCAGGGCGAAAGAAUCGGGAAGAGGGAGAGACCAGAAGAGAAAGGAAGCGAACUCUCUCCUUUCGCUCCUGCUAUGGGGCAUGGCGAUGAAUCUUCAACCUCAACGUCGAAAGAGUUCUUCGCGGGGGUGGACGCAUUCCAGCGCUUCUAUGCCCGAGGGCCGGACUCGGAGGAGGAUGAGCGCGCACCGGGUAUACGCGUGCAUCAGACGGCCAUAUUCAAAUGGCUUCUCGAUUUUGAUGCCGAAGUCGAGGCAGACCUCCAGAAACGCAUGGUACCCUUCGCGGUUCCCUUUCAAGAGGCUCAAUGUGGUCGACGAUUUGCCAAAAUCGGUACAAGAGGGCCUAAAAGUGCAGAGGACAUUGAGCAAGAUGCCGUGAAGAUGAGAGAGAACCCAGCAAGGAAGUCUUACGAAACAAAGCCUCUGGAGUAUCAUAGUAUAGGCACGAUUCCGUGGAAUGCCCAGGUUGAGGAUUAUGUGGUCCUGCUCGAGGGAUUCAGGACACCCUUCAUCUUGAGAAAAGGGCUAGAUCAUGCUGAGGCGGGCGAGAGAGAGAUAUUCCACAUCAUUGGCGAUUGCUAUGUUCAUGGCGUCAUGGAUGGCGAGCUCUUGAGGCCGAUCGGCAGAGUCGAGGAAAGGCUGAAGGCUGACCAAGUCGGAGUCAACGACCAGGGAGGAGAGUAUGCUGUAAGAGGCCCUGAAGGCUACCUGUCCUUCCAAGAUUUUGUCAUUGCAUAG